AUGGACGAACGAGUACCUGUAAUUAUGCACGCCGAGAAGGUCAGCGACCUCGCAUCUGAUUCGUUUCCCGACGCCACCUUCGGCAAUGUCGUCUGGAAGACAUUAUUUUGCAAUAAAAACGCUGCCUCAGACAACAUGUGCGCAGGCAUUGCGACUUGUCCACCAAACGGCACGCUCGCUCUUCAUCAGCACACUCAGGCCGAAAUGUACUACGUGCUUUCGGGGUCUGGUCAGGUGGAGAUCGAUGGCAUAAGACAUCAUGUCAAUGAAGGCACUGUGCUUUGGAUCCCUGGAGACGCCGUACAUGGCGUCUUCUGCGGUUCGGAUGAGACGCUCAAGUGGCUUUAUGUCUUUCCAGAGGGCAAAUUUGAGAACAUUGUAUACCGGUUUAAAGUAGCAUAG
Messenger RNA from Alternaria burnsii, 402 nucleotides. RefSeq lists its product as uncharacterized. The record is from RefSeq and is a predicted model, not a curated record. The coding region runs from base 1 to 402 and encodes 133 amino acids. Lineage: Eukaryota; Fungi; Ascomycota; Dothideomycetes; Pleosporales; Pleosporaceae. The transcript has a single exon.